Messenger RNA from Rhopilema esculentum, 4446 nucleotides. RefSeq names its product beta-1,4-galactosyltransferase 1. NCBI's taxonomy places the organism in Eukaryota, Metazoa, Cnidaria, Scyphozoa, Rhizostomeae, Rhizostomatidae. Gene Ontology annotation, cellular component: Golgi apparatus. The record is from RefSeq and is a predicted model, not a curated record. Gene Ontology annotation, molecular function: galactosyltransferase activity. Gene Ontology annotation, biological process: carbohydrate metabolic process.
GACCCUCUAUUCUGACGUUUUAUGCUCUGAGGAAUGUCAGACGAAAAAGCUUUUAGUAUGUUGCAAAAAGUUUGGUUUUUUAAGCUGUUUUCAAAACAAAAUAUGUUCUUUUUAAGGAUUUCAGAAAGUCUAGCAGAAUUUGCUGAUCAGGAGGUCAAUCAAAGGGCGCAUCGGGACAUUUCCCGUCUCGGUGGGUCAGUCCGCUUCUGCGCAGACACAGAAGUUCUUAUAAAACGUGUAACUUGCUACAGUUAGUUGAAUCUUUGUUAGUUAGCAAAGCUUGGCAACUGUACUGCAAAGCUAUUUUUUUGCAGGUGGUGGAAAUCUUUUCAAUAGUAGAACGUAACUGGGUUAAUAGCCCUCUUGUGUCCACAAAAGCUCUAAAAACAUUCCUUUUAAGCCUUUAGAAGCAUUCAAUUUCGAAAGUUUACAAGAAACUUCCUUAGCAACACCGUGAAACGCAGCAAAGCAGGCCUUGGUCUCACUUAAACAAGAAUGAACGCACUAAAGGCAAUUGCUGCAGCUAUAGUCUUACUUUCAACAGCAACCGUCUUUAAUACCUUCCUUGUUAACAGGGAGAGCAGGGACAAAAAUGUUUUCUCAACUGAAUACAUUGGCAGAGGUUCCGUUUUGCAGUUUCCUUUGAUGUCAGAGAGAGUCAAACAACCAUGCUGCAAAUGGGAUGAGGAUAUUCUUGGAAGAUUGAAAGUCGAUCUCAGUGAUGUUGAUUUGAACGAGCUAGCAAAGAAGAAUGGAUUUCUUGAAGUCAAGUUCGGUGGGCAUUGGAAGCCAUCUGAAUGCAAACCAAGACGCAAGGUGGCGAUUAUAAUUCCAUUUCGCAAUCGUGAAAAACACUUGGCCAUUUUACUGCGAUAUUUGCAUCCAAUUCUUCAAAAGCAAAAACUAGAAUAUAGGAUUUUUGUUGUUGAACAGAUUGACGACAAGCCAUUUAACAAGGGCAAGAUGAUGAACGUUGGAUUCCAGCAUUCGCAAAAGUAUAACGAUUUUGACUGUUUUGUCUUCCAUGAUGUUGAUAUGAUACCAGAAGAUGACAGAAAUGACUAUGGGUGUCCCUCAAGUGUGAGACACAUGGCUCCUGCCGUUGAUAAAUUUAAUUACAAAUUAUUCAGUCCAUAUCUUUUUGGAGGGGUGACGUCAUUCAAUAAGGACAAAUUUGUUAAAGUGAAUGGUUUCCCGAACAGGUACUACGGAUGGGGUGCAGAAGACGAUGAUAUGUUCCAUCGAGUCAGAACUCGAAGAUUGCGCUUUUUGCGGCCAGCAAUGGAGUUUGGGCGCUAUACUAUGAUAAAACACCAAGAAAGCGAAAAGAAUGCGCAUGCAAAAAAGCUUCUAGAAAAAGUUGAAAAAUAUAUAGAUAAAGAUGGCCUGAAAUCUUUGAGGUACACUGUGGUGGCUACAAGAAAUAUGACUUUGUAUACAAAGAUUGGUGUUGACUCACAAAUGACAGAAGAGGAAAAGAAAUUAACGACAGCCAAAGGAAAAAAUUGAAAAGUAUCAAUUCGAGCCAGCAACUUAAAUUGAAAAUUUUAUCUGUAAAUCUUUAAAUGAAUUGUAAAAACAGAAUCGUUUGAAUUUGUUAUUGGUAUUAAUUUAAGCAAUUUCUUCUAUGAAAUUAAGUUUCCAUCAGAUCAUUCUAACGAGUCAAACCCAACAGACAUUUUGCUUGCACGUUUGGCGUUUUACAAUAGUCGUGCAUAUUCCAAGUCUGUCUAUGUCAGAGACUUCUUGAUACUGACUGAUAAAUAUACGGUCACGAGAUUUGUUCAACGAGUGACCUUUCUACAUACUGCAAAUAUGUUUUGGCGCUUCAAAUUCAAAUGAUGUAGUAAAGGCAUUGACCAUUUCUAGAGCUUUUCAGUCAACCAAGCAUUCAAAAUAGGAACUGUGAUUCAUUCUUUGAACUGCUGUUUGAAUCCAGGUUCAAAGAUAUUGGCAGUCACAUUCAAAAACUUUGCACCUACUUACUGAAAGAGCUUUAGAUAGAUCAUCAAAUCUUUGCCAAAGCUACCAUAAUAUUGAAACAUUUAGAGCAAGCCAGUUAAUCAAAAUUAAGCCAAAAUGAUCCUCAAAUUCGACAAUCCCACUUCGAAUUCAAAUUUUUCUGAUCAAGCCUGUCCCAAAGAUUUUAUCAAUCUUCAGUUUUUGCUAAAUUGUCUACAAAGCACAAAUUUUUUGACUAAAAAUUACAAUAGGCCGGUUCCCACUUGAGCGAAUUCUUCAGCGAAUUCACCAAGUGCGUUUCCAUUCAGAUGGAAGUAAUGUUUCGCUGGAAAGUUGAGCUUCUGGCAACUUUUAUAUUCCGAUAGCUAAUUCGCCUAUGCCCGGGAAGAACAAGACAUUCUAAUCGCUGACGAAUUCGCUGAAGAUUUCGCUCAGGUGGAAACCGGCCUUUAGGCUGAUUGACCGCCAUGUUAUCCGGACUUGAGUCAUUUUAUGGUCCGACAAGCGUGCAAAAGUCUCAAGACUGAGAGUAUAUGUUUUUUUAGGUUUCGUUAGCUAUGACAACAUUUUUUAGAUUCGUGUAAAUAAUCGUUUUAAGUUUUAGAGAAUCGCAUUUUCAAAUAUAAACUGUUAGUAGCUUUUAUGGCAUGAUCAUUCUUAAUCAACCUCUCAAAAUUUCGACAGUCCCGGAGGAUCCCAAGAAAGUCUCUGCAUUCGACUUAGUCAUUGAUUACUAGGAAGAUAAUUGCUCUCACUAACUGUUUCUUAAAAUAGUACUUGUGUUUUAAAGAGUAUUUGAUGCAAUUUUUCCUGUUUAACGAUGCACGUAUGGGAGUAACAUCGCUUUGAGAAGCUUUCCAAGGGGCAGAUGGCCACAUGUACGUCUGUGCAACUGUUCCGACAAACGAUAAUAUUUUGCCAAAACUGUAAUUCUUCUUUUGUUUGCAAGUUUCUCUGGCUUUUGCAGAGAAUUCAGCUGCAACAUUUGGCUAAUCUUUUUUCAAAUUAUUCUCAGAAAGCUAAGCGUGUGUUUGAGUCGGUGAAUUGCAUGCUCAGUGAAUUUAGGAAGUUGCUAGAUGCAGCAAUUCUUGUAAGAAAACAGCGCUUGAUAAUAUUGUUCGUAAUGAAGUUUGCUGAUAUCAUCGUGUCCUCUGGUAGAAAAAUUUAGUGUACAAGAAACGGAUAAGUCGGAGAAAAGCUUAUUCUGAGUGCCGAGACUUCGCAUAUUCAAAAAAUUACAGGAAAAUGAGGCUAAACAGAGACAAAUCCAUCGAUGAUUAUGGAGGUUGUACAGUUUCAGGAAAAGGGCUCAUUCGAGGAACGGUUGGCAAGCCAACAUCAUUUUUCGUUCAUACGGCGACCUUAGAUCUCCUAUAUCUCAGCUAUGGGAUAAAAGGCCCUUUGAACAGCGAGUUGCCACAGCAGUCGCUCAAAUCUGAUAUUUAUUGCAUUGAGCCAAACCUGCAUGGUGUUGUAUACUACGCGACACACCCAGGGCUGUAUCAGGUAUCUAUCAAAUGGAACGGAAGAGAUGUAUGCGGAUCUCCUUUCAACGUCAGUAUAUGCAGCGUGAGCCAGGAAAGCUCGUCGGAUGAAAACGACCAAGAUAAAAACACUUCCCUUUCAGACUCAAAAACUACAGAGUAACUUGAUGGUUUGGAGAGAUUUAGUUAGAAAUUUUUAGUAAUUCAUGUUUUUAGUAAAGCAAAAUAAUAACAUUUUGAACUGACCCUCCCCAUCGUAUUAUUGAUGUAGAAAAACAUUUUUCGCUUCUUCGUUUUUCCUUAACACACUUUUCACAAGACAAUCGCAAUUGGAAGGCCUCUUUGAAUUCGUUAUUGGGUCACGUGUCAUUAAGCCGUAUAUGUAUUGUGAUGUAUUAGUAAAGUAAAUAGAGUUCUUCCUGCUAUGUCAUUUAUUUCAGUGAUUGGUUUUGUUGGUUUCUUUCUUUCCCUCGUUCUCGUUCUGUUUCAGGAAUUCCACUUAUUUCUGUAAACGAGGCUAAGAUUUGUCAUAGAUCUAGCCGUUAGCAAAAAUCUCGCUUCGCUGAAAGCAGUUUACUUUUAUUUGAAAUCGGCUAACGUCAUUGAUUCAAUUAUAUUAGGGGGGCUGUUAUAACAAGUGACGACUCCUAAAGCGAUUUUUAGACCAGUCGAAGCUUUGGAGUCAACUGUGUGGGUGGAAGAGCGGGGAAUAAAUAGGCCUUGCGAAAGGAUUUAAUUACAGAGACAAUGAUUUCCUUCAUUUGAUGUUCAUUUAAUCAGCAAUAACGCAUUUUUUUACAAAAACCAGAAAACCAUCAUACAAAGCUUUACAAAAACAGAACAAAAAUUAUAUACAUUACAGAGAAAAAGCGAAACAGAUAUGAUAGCGAGAUUAUAAAGGACCAGAGUUAUCCUAUCACAACUUCAUUUAGGGGGGUAGGGUUGAAUAAUUUCUAAGGCAACUGCUUAGUAUCAAAAUUGUUGGAUUGCUAAACAAUCU